This is a messenger RNA of Penicillium canariense, 7110 nucleotides long. RefSeq lists its product as uncharacterized. The record is from RefSeq and is a predicted model, not a curated record. The coding region runs from base 1 to 7110 and encodes 2369 amino acids. Lineage: Eukaryota; Fungi; Ascomycota; Eurotiomycetes; Eurotiales; Aspergillaceae. The transcript is spliced from 15 exons. Gene Ontology annotation, molecular function: oxidoreductase activity; fatty acid synthase activity; 3-oxoacyl-[acyl-carrier-protein] synthase activity. Gene Ontology annotation, biological process: fatty acid biosynthetic process; secondary metabolite biosynthetic process.
AUGCGGCAUGGUUAUUACCUUCAAGAGGAUUUGGAGACAGUGGAUACAUCAUUCUUUGACAUGGAGGGGCUGCAGCCUUCUCGAAUGGAUCCCCAGCAAAAGAUGCUUCUGCAUGUGGUAUGGGACUGCCUUGAGAAUGGUGGGCAGGUUGACUGGCGUGGAAAGCCCAUCGGCUGCUUUGUCGGCACGUAUGGAGGAGAUUGGGAAGAGAUCGAGUUCAGGGAUUCCCAAAAUGCACACAACUUCCAUAUGAUUGGACACGGAAAGUUUUCACUGGCAAAUGUCAUCUCCUAUGAAUUCCAUUUCAAUGGUCCCAGUAUGACAAUUGAGACUGGAUGUUCUUCAUCCAUGGUAGCCUUGAAUCAAGCCUGCCAGGCUCUAAUUUUGCGAAGUUGCUCUGCGGCCAUUGUUGCGGGAUCUAAUCUGAUCCUCACGCCCACUGUCGCAAUGCAUGGGUCAGGACUUAGUGUUUUCUCACCCUCGGGAACUUCCAAGUGCUUCGAUGCCUCCGCAGAUGGAUAUGGAAGGGGAGAGGCUGUCAAUGCAGUUUGUAUCAAACUGCUGGAUGAUGCCAUCAGAGAUGGUGACCCAGUUCGAGCUGUCAUCCGCUCUAGCACGGUCAAUUGCGAUGGUCGAAGCCCCGGAAUUACUACACCAUCUGCAGAGGCUCAAGAAGCUCUUAUUAGGGACGCAUACAAGCGGGCAUUCAUUAGUGAUCUCUCACAGACUGCCUUCGUUGAGUGCCACGGUACUGGAACACUAGCAGGCGAUCCAAUCGAGUGCUCGGCGAUCGCCAAGACCUUUCUAGAUGGAGUAUAUAUUGGCUCUGCUAAAGCCAACGUUGGCCAUUCUGAAGGGGCAUCUGGGCUCACAAGCCUCAUAAAAGCAGUACUUUCCCUGGAGAACAGGCUAAUACCGCCCAACAUCCACUUCCAUCAACCAAAUCCACGGAUCCCUUGGAAAGAUGGACAUCUGCAUGUCCCUAAAACACUUACUGCAUGGCCCAAGAAUCGAAAGGAGAGGAUCAGUGUCAGUAAUUUUGGAAUUGGAGGUACAAACGCGCAUGUAAUUCUCGACUCCUUUUCCCCAUUAUAUUCCACGGCUGCAACUGAAGAUGAGGUCAACCAAUCAAAGCCUCUGCUGCUUGUUAUAUCUGCAAAGAGCCAGGAGGCGCUGCUGCGUCGAGAAGAGAGUCUGCUAAAGUACAUGAAGUUGCAUCCGACCCGCCUUGGCGAUCUAGGGUAUACCCUAGGCACUCGCCGUGAACAUCUUUCCCACAGGCGCUUUUUAAUCAAGCCUGCCGGUAGAGGCUCCAGCAUAAUGAGCACUAAACGCGGGAUUGCCGGCCGCAUCCCUGAAUUAACAUUCGUUUUCACGGGCCAAGGCGCCCAGUGGGCCGGGAUGGGUAGAGGUUUGAUGAACUGCUUCCAAAGCUUGCGGGAGGAUGUACGCUUCCUAGACAGCGUCUUACAAAGCAUAGAAAGGCGGCCUUCGUGGAGUAUAGAAGAAGUGCUUGCCAGUGCCGACAGUGAUCGCAUCAAUAUGCCCCAGAUUUCGCAGACUGUUUGCUGUGCGUUGCAGAUUACAGUGGUAAAUCUUCUCGCAAACUGGGGUGUCAAACCUGAUUCAGUUAUUGGUCAUUCGAGUGGUGAGAUUGCGGCUGCAUAUGCCGCGGGUGCAAUUACAGCCGAGUCUGCUAUCGCUCUGAGCUACUACCGUGGAUUGCUAGUAGACGAAUUGGGCAAGAUUGGAGCGAUGGCAGCUAUUGGCCUCGGUCGAAGGCAAGUAGCAUCUUAUUUACGAAAAGCCGUGGUGAUCGCUUGCGAAAACAGUCCUAAUAGCGUUACCCUGUCUGGGGAGUCACGCCAAGUCGAAGAAGUGAUGGAAAAAAUCAAAUCAGAUCACCCAGAUGCGCUGUGUAGACUGCUGCGUGUUAACAGAGCAUAUCAUUCCGAAUCCAUGGUUUCAAUUGGGAAGGCAUAUGAGACCCACAUUCGAUCCUACAUCACGACUAAGCACACAAUGAUUCCAAUGUUUUCCAGUAUGACAGGGCAAAAGAUCUCGAACCCGAAACAGCUUGACUCUCAAUACUGGAUCCAGAACCUGGUGUCACCGGUCCUGUUCCGGGGCGCUGCUGAGUUCGUUAUGCAGGACAAUAUAAAGCCAUUCUUUUUGGAAAUUGGUCCACAUUCUGCUCUUGCGGCACCUCUGAGGGACAUAUUCCAGUCAUUGGGUGACGCAGAAAAGGAAGUGUCCUAUGCUUCAUGCCUCAUCCGGGGGCAGGAGCAGGAAUUGUCUCUUCUUACGGCUGUUGGUGAGCUAUUUCUCGCCGGCCUUCCCAUUGACCUUGCCGCUAUCAACGGUCAUGGGCAUGUUCUCACUGAUUUUGAUCCCUAUCCCUGGGAAAUUGGAAAGGCAGAAUGGUCUGAGAGCCGGAUUACACGGGAGUGGAGAUUCCGCAAACAUGCACACCACGAGCUCUUGGGUUCCCGAGUCGUCGAAUCGACACCAUUUGAGCCAUCGUGGAGGAAUAUGCUUCACAUUGACGACGUCCCUUGGCUCUGGGACCAUCAAAUCGGGGGCUCGACUGUGUUUCCUUGCGCAGGAUAUAUCGUGAUGGCGGGUGAGGCCAUUCGGCAGAUCACCGGGUGUUCCAAAUAUUGUCUGAGACGCCUCCGCAUGAACAAAGCAUUGACACUCGAUGAUCGUGAGAAAGCAGAAGUCUUGUCUAACUUUCGGCUAGUCCGACCAACUGAAGAGCUAGGGUCUGGGUGGUAUGAAUUCUCCGUUGCAAGCUUUCGGCGAGGUUCAUGGGUGAAGCAUUGCACCGGAGAGGUACGAAGUGAAGCCUCUUCACCCGCCUCGCAAGAUAUCAGGGGUCUGCCGCGAGCCGUAACGCCCCAGCUUUGGUAUGACAAUUUGAAGGCACGCGGUCUUGAGUAUGGGCCACGGUUUAGACUGCUCCAGAAUAUAUCGGCUCAUCCGAUACAGCUAUCAGCGACGGCCAACCUGGAGAUAGAGGAAAUUGGGUAUGAAGUCGAUGCUCCUACAAUCGAUCAGUGCUUGCAGCUCGUAGCAGUUGCCAUGUCCAACGGCCUUUCCCGGAAGUGUGAAUCAGUUGGAUUCCCUGUUUAUAUUCAUGAAGUCUUUGUCGGCAAGACAGGACCGGACCUGUUUCUUGAAGCGACCGCAACCGAAACCCCUCUAGGUGUGACUUCUGGGUCCGCGACUGCACAAUGGGGAAGCGAAGUCACAGUGAAAAUUGAUGGUGUCGAGUUUAUAGGGUUCGACGAGGGCCUCUCGCAAGGUGGAGAUCAACUGUGCUCUAACCUUGUGUGGGCUCCUGAUGUGGAUCUGUUACCGGAGGGGCAUGUUCUAUCGCCUCCAGAACCAGCUGUAGCCAUCGCCAACGAACCAUAUGGGCCAAGACAACAGCUUUUCGACAUGUGCAUAAUCGAGACUGCAAGACGCAUAGCUUCUUUGGAGCCCGCCUCGGAGCAUCUGCACAAAUACCAGCAAUGGAUGAUCACAAAGUCUGCCGCAAUCUUAGACAGUCUCAAUUCUGCGCUCUCUCCAGAAGACAGAUCAUUCCUAGAAGUGCCCAGAAAUGAUUGGAGCAGAAUUCUGGCAGCACUCAAGUGGCAAAUUGAUGAAGCCAUGCCACUAAGCAAACAUUUUGCGGAGCUGUCCCUUGUUGUUCUGGAAAAUUGCGUCGACAUCGUACGAGGAAAAUGUCAGCCAUUAGGUUUGAUGAUGGAAAAUCAGGCCUUGUCCAGGCUCUACAAUACUGGAGACAGCAGAAACUACGAAGGAUUUCUAGAACUUUUAGGACACAGCCAACCGGACCUCAAGAUUGUCGAGAUUGGAGCAGGCACUGGAGCAACGACUGCAAGGGCACUGAAAUGCUUCCAUCCUAAUGGCUGCAACCGCCAGUAUUCGCGAUAUCUCUUCACUGAUAUUUCUUCGGCUUUCUUUCCAUCGGCCAAAGAGAGAUUUAAAGAACAUGAUGCGAUUGAAUUUGCGGUGUUGGAUAUCAGUCAGGCCCCAGAGAGCCAGCAGAUCGAGCAUGAAGGAUUUGAUCUAGUGGUUGCGUCGAAUGUUCUCCAUGCAACUUCCAGUAUCCAAGAAUCUUUAAAAAACGUCAAAUCCCUGCUCAAGCCCGGUGGUCGUGUACUGAUCGAAGAAAUCUGCUCUGAGGCCCAACCUAUCGACUAUAUAAUGGGGGUUCUUCCUGGAUGGUGGAUAGGUGAGAGCGAUAAUCGUGCUGACGCACCAUAUAUUUCGGUGGAGCGUUGGACUGCGGAGUUACGAGCAGCUGGGUUUGAAGGUAUCCAGGCGGCAGCAGGUGAAACAGAGAUAUACAUGACCUCCAUAGUAGCUUCUCUCCCACCGCUGUCACAGGACGCCAAAAAAAGCGUCGUGAACAUUCUCUCUCACCCAGAGAAGAACCGAUGGGCAACUAAUUUUGCCAACAGAAUAGAGACCUUCGGUUUCUCCGUCCGUUGGUGCACCAUUUCAGAACCACCGCCCGCCAAUCAAGACGUGAUUUCUCUUCUCGAUCUGGAAGAGCCGUUCUUAUACUCCCUCACAAACUAUCAACUUACACAACUUCAGCAGUAUCUCUCGUCUUGUGAAUCAACCCGCUUAUUAUGGGUCACCCGCAGUAUUCAGAUGCGUUGUUCUGAUCCCCGUUACGGACUGACCUUGGGCUUCGCGCGAACAAUGCGCACAGAAUACGAAAUGGACUUCGCCACGGUGGAGGUGGAGGACUUCGACCAGCUUGCAGAAGAUAGUCUUGUUGAGAUCUACCAGAAGUUUCAGCAACAGCGCGUUUACCGUGACAAAACAGUUGACCAUGAGUAUUCCGUCCAACAAGGUGUGGUUCAUAUUCCAAGGUACCAUUGGAGUGACCUUUCGAAAAACUUGCUCGAGGAUGCUUCACCAGAGGCCUCCAAAACGCUCACGGUGGAGCAACCGGGGAUUCUGGAUUCUCUGAGAUGGAUCGAACAUACCCUCCCCGCUCUUGGCGCGGAUGAGGUAGAGGUCGAUGUGAAAUUCGUGGGCCUCAACUUCCGGGACUUGAUGGUGACCUUGGGGAUGCUAAAAGCUAAGAAUGAGAUCGGUCUGGAGGGCAGCGGGGUGGUUCGGCGCGUCGGAUGCGAUGUCGAACAUCUCCGCGAAGGGGAUAGAGUGAUGUUCCUUGCCACGCCGGCGUUCAGUACUCGCAUUGUUGUUCCAGGGCCCUUAGUCGUUGCGAUACCUGCUGAACUCUCCUUGGACCAAGCGGCUACCAUUGGGUGUGCAUACACGACUGCAGCGUAUUGUCUACUGAACGUUGGACGACUCCAGAAGGAUCAGUCUGUAUUGAUUCACUCCGCUGCUGGAGGAGUGGGGAUUGCGUCCAUCAUGCUGUGCCAGAUGCUCGGUGUAGAGAUUUUCGCUACGGUCGGCAACAAAGAAAAAGCACGGUAUCUUACCGACACGUUUGGAAUUCGAAAAGAACACAUUUUCGAUUCUCGUAGUACAUCCUUCGCCCCCAAUUUGCUGAAACGAACCCGUGGGCGAGGUGUUGAUCUCGUCCUAAACUCACUAGCCGGAGAACUGUUGCUGGCAUCAUGGGAAUGCGUGGCAGAAGGGGGCAUGAUGGUGGAAAUUGGCAAGCGAGACUUGAUGGGCCAUGCUAUGUUGCCCAUGGAUCGAUUCCUUGCCAACAGGUCCUUUGUGGGAGUUGAUAUUCUCUCACUUGCCAAAUCACGACCCCAAGUUGUGCGAGCGUGCUUGAAUCAAGUUUCCGCCCUCUUGGCCAAGAAAUCCAUCGCGCCCAUUCAGCCCAUGCAUACCUUCGCAGGUGAUAGAAUCACUGAGGCGUUUAAGUAUAUGCAGGACGGGAAACACAUGGGGAAGAUAGUCGUUCAAAUCCCAGAAGAGACCUCACACCUUCCAAUGUCCAAGGCCCCGACCCAUAUCGCUUUCUGCAGUGAUGGCGCCUAUCUCCUCAUCGGUGGACUAGGAGGUCUUGGUCGUGCAGUGGCGCAAUGGAUGGUCGAAAAAGGGGCCAAAUACCUGGUCUUCCUUUCACGUAACGCCGGGGCUGGAGAUCAUGAUCGCCAAUUUAUUGAUAAUCUAGAGCUCCAGGGGUGUCAUUCUCUUUUGAUCCAGGGUGAUGUUGCCAAUUUCGCCGAUGCCAAGAGAGCAGUCGCUGCCAGCUGCAGGCCUAUAAAGGGGAUGAUACACAUGGCAAUGCUCAUGAAGGACUCCCCAUUCUUCAGCAUGACCCAUGAGCAGUGGACAGAAGCACUCCGGCCUAAAGUGGAGGGGGUGUGGAAUUUGCACAAGGUCUUGCAGUCCAGCAGCCUCGAUUUUUUCGUCAUGUUCAGCUCUGUCGCGGCUGCGGCUGGAUCUGCUGGGCAAGCGAACUAUACGGCAGCCAAUACCUUCCUCGGCGCCUUUGCCCGUUACCGCCAGUCUCUUGGGCUUCCCGCCUCUGUUCUUGAUAUUGGUUGGAUCACUGACAUUGGCUAUGUUAGUCAGCGCCCAGAGCUCUUGGAGGUGAUGCGAUCCAAGAGCUUUAUUCCGCUACGAGAGAUCCAUCUCCUGUCAGCCAUGCAGUUGGUUCUGUGUCCGCCCCGAGUGGUCGACGGGGCUCGGUCAAAAUUCCUUGACGAGCAUCAUCUUUCGAUUGGCUUGGGUCUUCUGUGGGCCCAGGCUUCCAAUGACGUCCGAUGUAAAGACGCCCGUUACCGUCACGACCCAGCAGUAAAAGUCGCCCGCCUCGAAUCACGACUGAUAGAGGACAGCACUAUCAAAAGCCUUCUCCGCUCAGUGGAUGAAGAUCCCGAGAUUCUGAAGCUUGCCGAAACGGUUGAUCUUAUCACCAGGGAAAUGGCACUUCUGAUGGGGCCCUAUACGGUGGCGGUCAAAAAUGAAGACUGGGCCGCAAUGGGAGAAAUCUCGGUAGACUCGCUGGUGGCCGUGGAAGCUCGAGCAUGGUUGAAGCGCAAUCUAGGAGUAGAGCUUGGCCUUGUUGACAUCGCGACAGCAGGCACUGUUCACGGCGUUGUCUCUCUGACUAUGGCUGCACUAAUUCUGAAAUAUUCCGUCAGGUCUUGA